AUGCCUUGCUGCGGUGAGCGCGAAAAGGGUCCCGUGUCAAGGGAGGAGAAAUGGGACUCGGUGAAUCUGGAUGACUUCAAGUCCGAAUCGUGUCUAACGCCCUUCUCUUACUUUUUGGUUUACGUCUUUCUUUUGGUAUCCCUCGCGGUGUAUGGCGUCGACACCUUCACGGCGGUCAAUCUGCUGGCGUUCUCUCGAUGGGCCGGAUCAAUUGAACCGGCUAUUCCCUUUACAGUAUCGCGAUGGAUCUUUGCAGUGUGCAUCAUCAUCUCUUUCGUCCUGUUGUUUCUUCGGUGGCUUCAUGCGAUUCGCGCGAUGCGCUCGGGGAGCAUUGCCCGAAGUUACUUGGACCCUCUGGCUGCCCGGGUCCAGAGUAUCCGUAUGGGGAGACGCGGUCGCGGCUGGAGACGCUUUUUGGUCUUUGCGGAGUUAACGAAGAGUAAGAAGGGCGCAGAGUAUGUAGCUUUGUUCGCGUACUUUUCUUUCGAGAGUUGGAUGAAUACAGUAUUCGCAGAUGGGCCCCGCCAAGUUGUCAAUGCCAUCACUUUGUACUCCGUCAUGAAGAUGGACCUUCUUCCCGGUGGUGAACACUCGGUGGACGACGACAAGGCAGGCAUCGUACAGUUUUUCGAGAACGUCAAGAUCUUAGCCGAGGACAACAACCAGAGAGCCGUGGUCCUGUGUGGUAUGCUCUUCACACUCGUGAUCUGGGUGCUGUCGAUCCUCAAACUCGCAUCCGCCGUGAUUCUCUACCUAAUCUUCCUGUUCCACCAUAUCCCCUCCGAGGAUGGUUCUCUAAAGGUGUAUUGCCGUCGCAAAAUCAACACCCGGCUCAUGCGCGUCGUUCGUCGGAAGGUGGACAAGGCUUUGGCCAAGAGCACCUUGGAUCGCGCGCCGACUCAACCCAACCUCGCCCUGGACCGGAAACCGACCCUACCGAUGGUGGUUGACCUGAAUGCCGAGGACAAGAACCCCACCGUCACGACUCUCUCGCGUUCUACGACUCAAACAACGCUCCCACCGUAUACUUCGCGCCCAGGAACCGCGGCACCGGAGCGAAACCCAACCCUUCCUACCCUUCCCGACGUAUCAUGGGCGGAGAAACCGGCUUUGAGCCGUACGGUAACUCAAUCAUCAGCGCAUUCGGAGUUAACAUCGUACUCUGGGGCUACAGCGGUCGCCAGCUACAGCCCUCUUGAUCGCGGGUCUUCACCUGCGCCGCCUGUUCCUCCUGUCCCUAGCAGCGUGCCGAUGCCCGGCGCACGUUCCUACACGCCGGUAUCACGGCCGCCGACAACCCGGCCAACACGUACACCGGCGCCGCCGUCCGCGACCAACGCGCCAAGCCAUAUGCCGACAACGAUGAGCCAAGGCGACUAUGGGGAAGCGCCACGCCGUUAUCCCGACCCUUACAGUACUGAUGCACCUUACGACGAAAACUAUGGUUCAUAUCAGUCGUAUACUGCAGCGCCUGAUCCUUACUCACGCUCAUUGACGCGUGGAGUUCCUGUCUCGCCUCGCGAUGACUAUCCAACUCGGACGUUAUCUCCUCAAAGUCACAGGGGAACACCCCAGCCAUCAUCCAACCCACAACCUAGCUAUCCCGUACGAGCAUACACUCCAGGCAACGCUGGGCCCGUUCGACCACCGCUGGCCGUUGAUACAGCUGCAAGUUAUGCCGAAAGAACAUACACCCCAGUCUCUCAAAGAGCCACACCCCGACCGCAGCAGCAGAGCCCACAGCAGCAAGGAGGCUAUGUUGCGUUUGAUCCGUCAAUGACCCCGAGCCAGCCAAAUGCCGACGUUCGCCCGUCAAAUUCUCCUGUUUAUCAUGCUUAUAGCGGACCAGCCAGUGCUACAUCGCCCAACGGGCCUAGCAACCGACCACCGCCUGUACGAGCCUAUACACCGCAAGGCUACAAUCGUCAACCGCGGCCCUAUCGACCAGACUACGCCUGA
Messenger RNA from Aspergillus lentulus, 1959 nucleotides. RefSeq lists its product as uncharacterized. NCBI's taxonomy places the organism in Eukaryota, Fungi, Ascomycota, Eurotiomycetes, Eurotiales, Aspergillaceae. The record is from RefSeq and is a predicted model, not a curated record. Gene Ontology annotation, molecular function: potassium ion transmembrane transporter activity. Gene Ontology annotation, biological process: potassium ion transmembrane transport. Gene Ontology annotation, cellular component: plasma membrane.